AUGUCGCCCAGCCUGGCAGCAACCCAUGGCUGGAAAUUCAACCAAAUCGGCCUUCGCGUCUCGAGCAUGGAAGCAUCACUUGCAUUUUAUACCAAGAUACUGGGUAUGAAGGAACUCGCGCGGAUGGACUUUGAGACGGUCAACAUUGCACUCCUUGCUUAUCCAGCCGAAGGCGAUCCAGCCAUGUUUGCUAGGGAGGGCCUCUUGGAACUUGUUCAGAACAAAGAUUCACAUGGUCUCAUCACCAAUGCCCAGGCAAACCCAGGGAUUGGAUUCAUCAAGUUAUGUUUUACAGUUCCUGACAUGGAUAAGGCCAUGGAAUAUCUCAGAUCCCAAGGCCUAAAAGUCGUCAAGGACAUGGGAUCUCGAAUAAAUCAAGAGGUUAUCGUCGCCGCUCUCGGCGCCGAGGAUCCCAAACAAGGUCGCAACAUUGGGUUAUGGGAUAUGGUCCAACAGAUUCCUUUUGUGCAGGAUCCUGAUGGAUACUUGAUUGAGCUUGUUUCGUACGGCAAUAGCGAGUCAGGAGCGUGA
Molecule: messenger RNA, 531 nt
Organism: Exophiala mesophila
Lineage: Eukaryota; Fungi; Ascomycota; Eurotiomycetes; Chaetothyriales; Herpotrichiellaceae
Exons: 2
Coding region: 1-531 (176 amino acids)
Molecular function (GO): lactoylglutathione lyase activity; metal ion binding
Source: RefSeq, a predicted model, not a curated record